AUGCUCUGUGGCUGCUGCUGCCACCUUCGCCGCCCUCGCUGCCAGUCACCCCCUGCCCUGCGGCUGCUGCUGCUGCUGCUGCCUCUUGCCGUCGCACCGUCCCUAGCAGCCGCCGGAGAGGGCAAAGGCCGUUGUGACACCAUAUACCAGGGCUUCGCAGAGUGCCUCAUCCGCUUGGGGGACGGCAUGGGCCGCGGAGGCGAGCUGGAGGCAGUCUGCAGGUCCUGGAAUGACUUCCAAGCCUGUGCCUCGCGGGUCCUGUCGGGCUGCCCGGAGGAGGCAGCCGCCGUGUGGGAGUCGCUGCAGCAAGAGGCUCGCCGGGCCCCGCACCCGGAUAACUUGCACGCUCUGUGCGGCGCCUCGGUGCGCGUUCCGGAGCGCGGAGCCAGCCCCGAGACCAACCAGGAGACGCUGCGGGCCCCCGCGCCCCGGUCCGCACCGGCCCCCGCGCUCCCGCUGCUGGCCGCGGGGCUGGCGCUGGCCUGCCUCCUGGGACCUCUGGCCUAGCCACCAGCAACCAGCCGGGGUAGCAGCGCCCUGACCUGGGGGCUGGGUCGCGGGGCUGAACUUUCAUUAAAGGUACAGGUUUCCUUCGCUGCACGUGGAGGAGCGUCCCUUGGAAACCUUUCGUCCGCGCAAUGGCUUAAAGCAAAGCAGCAACGACUAUUCAUGUAUAUGGGAGGGAGGGGGGAAGGCUAUUUUACAUGUGAAAAAUGUUUUCCCACGUUCUCAGACCCCAGAAGUAACCCAUCAGCUCAGAUAAUGAAUAAUACAUUAAAAAAAACCAAAAACAA
Messenger RNA from Echinops telfairi (small Madagascar hedgehog), 794 nucleotides. It is a transcript of the gene NRN1L, whose product is annotated as neuritin 1 like. The transcript is spliced from 3 exons. Gene Ontology annotation, cellular component: plasma membrane. Gene Ontology annotation, biological process: nervous system development; neuron projection extension. NCBI's taxonomy places the organism in Eukaryota, Metazoa, Chordata, Mammalia, Afrosoricida, Tenrecidae. The coding region runs from base 1 to 507 and encodes 168 amino acids. The record is from RefSeq and is a predicted model, not a curated record.